Molecule: messenger RNA, 1503 nt
Organism: Penicillium lagena
Lineage: Eukaryota; Fungi; Ascomycota; Eurotiomycetes; Eurotiales; Aspergillaceae
Product: MFS transporter
Exons: 7
Coding region: 1-1503 (500 amino acids)
Biological process (GO): transmembrane transport
Molecular function (GO): transmembrane transporter activity
Source: RefSeq, a predicted model, not a curated record
AUGUCGCUCAACGUUCCCGGUGAUGAAGAGUCUCCAAUGGUGGCCGAGGCCGGCCAGAUUAACCCCGUUCGGCUCAGUCCUGCUGGGAACCCUCUCGUCCCAGCUGUGACCUAUGAUCCUCUGGAUCCGCUGAACUGGGGAUCUUUCCAGAAAUGUGCCUGUAUUUUCAUUGCGUGCUUUGCCUACUUCACAAUGACCUAUUCCGUAACUGUGCCGGUGCCAUCGUUCACUGAGCUUCAGGCGCAAUUCGAUACGACAUAUACAAAAGUCACCUGGACCUUCGCAGUACCAGGUCUAGGUCUUGCUAUUGGCCCACUUAUCACUUCGUCAUUAGCCGAGACCUAUGGGCGCCGUAUUGUGCUAAUUGUCUGUACUGCUAUCGCCGUUCUGGCGAGUGGGUGCACCUCAUUGAAAGGGGCCUCUUUGUCGAGCUAUAUGGUGUUGCGCUUCUUCCAGGGUCUAGGUGCAGGUCCGUUGGCAAACAUUUGUUUGACGAUCAUUAAUGAUGUGUCUUUUGAACAUGAGCGAGGUUUUCGCGUGGGUCUUUGGGCAAUGACCGCCAAUAUUGGUACAGUUUUGGGCCCUAUUCUGGGUGGUUUCUUGGCCUCGGUCUCGGCAUAUUGGAUCGGAUAUCAUGUCACGAUGUUAUUUGCGUUCUUGUUGAUCUGUGAGUGUUUCUUCUUGCCGGAAACACAUUACCCGCGGGCUGUGAUGCUUGAGCGAGAGGCACAUAUAAGAAUUGGCAAGGACAAGUCGAGCGACGAUCCAUAUGGCCUCAAGAGAACCAAGCAACUGGGGUAUUUGCACUGCCGAUCGAUUCCUGGCGUGAGACACCCCAAGUGGUGGGAUGCAAUCCUCAUAUUCUGCCAACUUUGGACGUAUCCCACGAUCUCCAUCAGUGUGUGCGCCUUUGUCGCUUUCCAAUAUUGGUGGAUCUGUUCCAUCAUGGCAAUGGAGCCAUUAGCCUAUAAAACACAAAGUAUGCAUGUCCAGGGCCUUCUAUUUAUUGGCCUUAUUGUCGGGCUAGUAUUCGGCGAGCUUCUAGUUUCUGGGCGACUGAGUGAUUGGCUCGUGGCUCAACUAGCUCGCAGGAAUCACGAUCAGCGGGUACCUGAGAUGAGAUUAUGGCUUGGGUAUCCAGCAGCGAUUGUCGCGUCAGUGGGUCUUGCUCUAUGGGGCGUCUCGGUGGAUAGGAACUGGCACUGGAUGACAGGCCAAGCGGCGUUCUUUCUCUAUGCUGCGGGGACGCAGGUCGGGAACACGGUUCUCUCAACUUAUAUUGUCGACAAUUACCCGGAGUAUGCGAUGGAAGUAACUAUGUUUUAUGCAGUGCUGAUCAAUCUCGCGGGGUUUAUCAAUCCAUGGUUCAUCAGUGUGUGGGUUGAGCGCUCAGGCUGGACCUGGACCUUCUCAGCCCAAGCUCUAAUCUGCAGCUUCGGUCUGAUCCCUACAUAUGCACUACUACACCACUAUGGCCAUCGUAUGCGAAAGAAUCUGCAUUAA